Molecule: messenger RNA, 1482 nt
Organism: Cordyceps militaris CM01
Lineage: Eukaryota; Fungi; Ascomycota; Sordariomycetes; Hypocreales; Cordycipitaceae
Product: Major facilitator superfamily transporter
Exons: 5
Coding region: 1-1482 (493 amino acids)
Biological process (GO): transmembrane transport
Cellular component (GO): membrane
Molecular function (GO): transmembrane transporter activity
Source: RefSeq, a predicted model, not a curated record
AUGCCGAAACCGGAAGCGUCCCAGAUAGAAGUUGCCUCCUCAAUCGACGACAGCACCGCUGUCAAAGAUUUGAGUGAUGAGGACGACGAAGUGGGCUUCUCCCAGCCAGAAACGAAGAUACUUCUGCGCAAACUCGAUGGCACGCUCCUGCCGUUCCUAUCCUUGCUUUAUCUCCUGUCCUUCCUUGACAGAGCCAACAUCGGAAACGCCAAGCUCGCCGGUCUCGAAGCCGAUCUCAACAUGGAAGGGUACGACUAUAGUAUCGCCGUCGCCAUCUUCUUUCCCUUUUACGUCAUUGCCGAGAUCCCCUCCAACAUGGCCAUGAAGCGCUUCCGGCCGUCAAUCUGGAUCCCCAGCAUCAUGGUCGUCUGGGGCUUCAUGACCAUUAUGCUGGGCGUCGUCAAGUCCUUUGGCGGGCUGCUCGCCGUGCGAAGUCUUCUGGGCCUUGCCGAGGGUGGCCUCUUCCCCGGCAUCACGUACUACAUCACCAUGUGGUACCGCCGCCACGAGUGCGGCCUGCGCAUGGCCAUCUUCUUCUCGGCAGCGACGGCCGCAGGCGCCUUUGGCGGCCUGCUGGCCCGCGGCAUCAUGGAGAUGAAGGGCGUCGGUGGCCUGAGCGGCUGGAACUGGAUCUUUAUCCUCGAAGGUCUGGCUACGUUUGUUGUCGCUCUCAUCGCCUACCGCGUCAUGCACGACUACCCCGAAACUGUCAAGUUCCUCAACCCCGAGCAGAAGAAAGAAGUUGUCCGACGACUCAAGCAAGAUCGGUCGGCCUUGUCCAACGAGUUCAAGCUCUCUCUGGCCAAAGACGCCCUUAAAGAUUGGAAAAUCUGGGUCCACAUGCUCAUCACCAUUGGCAUUUACAUUCCGCUCUACUCCAUCUCCGUGUUUCUGCCCACCAUUGUCAAAGGACUGGGCUAUACAAGCGAGGUUGCACAGCUCAUGUCUGUGCCCCCGUAUGCCGUAGCCUGUCUCUUCACCGUUGGUGGAGGGUUUCUCGCAGAUCGCCAUGGCCAGCGCGGCAUCUACAUGAUUGGCUUUAACCUCAUCGCGAUUUUAGGAUUUGCACUGCUCGCUGCCGUCCAAAGCCACGGCGUCAAGUACUUUGCAUGCUUCCUUGUGACGGUUGGCGUCUACCCCAACGUGCCACAGGGUGUCGCCUGGAACGGCAACAAUAUCGGCGGAUCCCUGAAGCGAGCCGUGGGGAUCGCCAUGCAUGUGGGCUUUGGCAAUCUGGGUGGUGCGGUGUCGGGGUUCGUGUUUCGGCAGGUUGAGGCCCCACGGUAUCUUUCUGGGCAUUUGGCGUUAGUCGGGACAUUGUCCAUGAGUCUAGUGCUCACGAUAUUCAUGACCAUAUAUCUCCGGCGGGAGAACGCCCGAAGGGACGCCCAGCAUAAGCCACUGGCGGAAUACACGCAUGAGGAGAAGCUAAGGGAGAGCGAGAUGGGCGACAACGCCACAUUCUUCCGCUACACGGUGUAG